This is a messenger RNA of Marasmius oreades (fairy-ring Marasmius), 2163 nucleotides long. RefSeq lists its product as uncharacterized. Gene Ontology annotation, biological process: biosynthetic process. NCBI's taxonomy places the organism in Eukaryota, Fungi, Basidiomycota, Agaricomycetes, Agaricales, Marasmiaceae. Gene Ontology annotation, molecular function: translation initiation factor activity; translation initiation factor binding; guanyl-nucleotide exchange factor activity. Gene Ontology annotation, cellular component: eukaryotic translation initiation factor 2B complex. The transcript has 10 exons. Bases 1 to 2163 code for a protein of 720 amino acids. The record is from RefSeq and is a predicted model, not a curated record.
AUGGCUCCGAAGUCCCUCGGCAAAGAAAAGCAGAUCGGAGACGACGACGAAGUACUUCAAGCUGUUAUCCUCGCUGACAGCUUCAACAAGCGAUUCAGACCCCUCACGACGCGAAAGCCUCGAUGUCUCCUCCCGAUCUGCAACGCACCCCUGCUCGACUGGACAUUCGAAAGUCUUGCACUGGCUGGAGUUCAGGAAAUCUUUGUAAUCUGUAGAUCUCAUGCAGAACAAGUGAAGGAGACGAUCGCGGAAUCACGAUGGUCAAAACCAGGUUCUGGAAUCAAGAUCGUACCUAUCAUGACAGCAAAAGAAACUUUUUCUUCUGGAGAUGCCUUACGGGACGUGUAUACCCGAGGAUUAGUUACAGGAGAUUUCGUGCUGGUACACGGAGAUCUGGUGAGCAAUAUACGGGUGGACGAGGUUGUGAGGGUGCACAAAGAGAGGAAGAAGAAGGAUAGGGAUGCUAUUAUGACCAUCGUCGUGAAGGAAUGCGGAGGAGGAGGGAGAACGAGGUCGAAGGGAGACUCAUCAAUCUUCGUCCUCGACUCUGAGACGUCUGAAUGCCUUCAUAUUGAAUCUGUGAUUGGAUACCCGCGCAAAACCCAUAUUCGUAUUCCCAGAGAGAUUCUUGUGGAACAUCCUGACGUGGACAUUCGCAACGAUCUGAUUGAUUGCGGGAUCGACGUUUGUUCUGUUGAGGUACCAUCUUUGUUCCAAGACAACUUUGAUUACCUCGAUAUACGGAGGGAUUUUGUGCAUGGCGUACUCACCUCGGAUCUGCUGAUGAAGAAUAUCUAUUGCUAUGUUGCGAAGGGCGGCUACGCCGCACGGGUGCAGGAUACAAAGAGUUAUGAUUCAAUAAGCAAAGACAUCUUGUCUCGGUGGACUUUCCCCUUAGUCCCAGACAACAAUCACCCAGCGGGACAUGUAUACGAACAUAGACGUGGUAACAAAUACAUUGCUAGAGAUAACUCGGUACUUCUCGCUCGAACAAGUAAAAUCGGAAACAACUCACUAGUCGGUUCCGGGGCUCAAGUCUUCAACAACGCGCAGAUAAUAUCAUCAGUAAUCGGUCGAAAUUGCAUCAUUGGACAUAACACAGUGAUUGAUAAUGCCUAUAUUUUUGAUAAUACGAAGAUAGGUUCGGGAUGUUUCAUUGAACAGAGUAUUAUAGGGACAGGAGUUACGGUUGGGGAUGAUACGAAAAUAUCUAGAGGCUGUUUGAUUGGGGAUGGUGUUAGUUUGGCCUCGGGGAUACAGUUGGAACCGUUCGUGAGGUUGUCCAAAAGGAUUGACGACGAGGAUGAUGAUGAUUCGGAAGUUGAGGACAUCGAGGAAGAUCAAGAUGCUGCACAGGCCAGACUAGGUGUCGACGCAAAUGUCAUUGUCUGGACUCGAACUAGUUUUAGCGGUAGCGAACAUGACGAAGCGGACGAGGAUGGCGUGGACAAUAUCAAAAAUCAACGAUUCAUGCGCAUAGGUGACGACGCAGCGGAUCUAGACGUUUCAGAUGCAGGAUCGGAAUCUGGCGACGAAGAAAGCGAAUCUGAUGACGACGAGAGUGAUCUACACCUAGGCAAUUUACCUACGUCGUCGUCGACGUCUUUGGAGACUGGUGGUGUAAUCUCAUCCGACCUCAAAGCCGAAAAUGAACUCCGGCACGAAGUAAACCAGUCUUUGGAGCGGGCGUUUACGGAAGGACAUUCACUUGAAAAUGCAGCUGUUGAACUCAAGACGCUUCGAAUGGCGAGUAACGUCCCGAUUACACGGGUCCGAGAGGCUGUGAUUUCGGCCAUCGUUGAGAAAAUCUCAAUAAUUGAAGGGGGAGGGGUACCGCAACGAAGGGAAAUUGCGGGAGUCGUAAGUCGUUGGGGACCUUUAAUUGGCAAAAUUGGGGGAUUUGAUGCUGUAGAGACGAUCUCUGAACUUCAGAUUCACUGUACGACAUCGACACGUUUCCCUCUUUUUGGACAAAUAUUGGCAGCUCUAUAUCAAGAGGAUAUUGUGGAAGAAGAAGACAUUCGAGCAUGGCACAACCUUCCUGCUUCUCAAGGGGAUGGGAACGAACAGAUGAAAAAGUGCUGGCUGAUUGGAGGGCAAAUGAUUGAGCAGUUUGACGAACAAGAAAGUGACGACGAUGACGAGGAGGAAAGCGACAGCUAA